This is a messenger RNA of Encephalitozoon cuniculi GB-M1, 1464 nucleotides long. RefSeq names its product pseudouridine synthase PUS7. Gene Ontology annotation, biological process: pseudouridine synthesis. Gene Ontology annotation, cellular component: nucleus. The record is from RefSeq and is marked provisional. The coding region runs from base 1 to 1464 and encodes 487 amino acids. Gene Ontology annotation, molecular function: pseudouridine synthase activity; RNA binding. NCBI's taxonomy places the organism in Eukaryota, Fungi, Microsporidia, Unikaryonidae. The transcript has a single exon.
AUGCGUGACUUUGAGACUAUAGGAGUCAGGAAAUUUUUUAACGGGCACAUCGAGGAUGCGGAGUGCAUACUGAAGCAAGAGGCGCUUGAUUUUAUAGUUCAGGAAGUAACGCCCUCCAGAGUAUGCGGGAUACUUCCCAUUGUUGACCACGGGAAGUUUCUUGAUGGGAAGGAGGCAUUAGGAUCUGUUGAGGGCCUGGGCAAUGAAGAGAAAGAGCACCGCACUGCAAUACAUAGGAAGUUGAAGUACUACCCGUUUGUAAAAGCAAAGACCGUUGAUGGAAGGAUCUGCCUUGAGCAGACGGACGUGGACGUGUACUGCUUCGUUCUGCAGAAAGUGAUGUUCAACACGAUUGAUGCAGGGAAGUGGAUCUGCAGGAGACUUGGAGUCCCAGAGAGCUCGUUCCAAUUUGCAGGCAAUAAGGACAAAAGGGCUGUUACGUUCCAGGAGGUUACGGUUAAGUGCUCGUUUAUGAGGCUUUACAGACUUGCUGUGGAGUUAAGCAGGGAGACCGAUGCCUUUGAAUGGGAGAACUUCAUUGCAGAAGGAUAUGGGAAGAAAGAUAUCGAAGACUUCAACAGAAAAAUUGAAGAAGAGAUUCUUGCAACAACAGGAGUGGACCCGAAGGAAUGGAAGAAAGAGCUUGAGGAUGAUGGAGAAGAGGCCAAAGAGAGAGUUGGCGAAAUUGAGUGCAGUGAGCUGAGUAGAUGGGAUAAGGUGAAGUCUUCAAUAAAGAUCUUUGACAUCAAGAAGUCUUCUGCAAAGAAGCUAGGAGACUUGAGGGGAAACAGGUUCAGCAUAGUGCUGAAGGGAUUUAGAGAUAGGGAGUUGGUAAGGAACCUGGAAAAAGGAUUUCUGAAUUACUUCGGACAACAGCGAUUUGGAAACAAGCUAAGGAACCAUGAGAUAGGAUACGACAUUUUGACAAGGAAAUAUGAAGAAGCCAUCGACAAGAUUAUGAGGGGAGGGAAGUGCUAUGAGCUUUAUGUGGCCGGAAGAUAUGAGGAGGCCCUGGGUCUUGGGGACAGCACGGAGAAGUAUGUUCUGAAAUGCAAGUCCAAAGGGAUGAAGGAAAAGGACAUAGUUUAUGGAUUACGCAGAGAACUCCGAAUGCUAUAUCUACACUCAUACCAGGGCCUAAAGUUCAACGAAGCAAUCAAUGCCCGGAUGGAGCACGGAGCAAGGGUUAUUGAGGGGGAUACAGUCUGUGUGAAUGGGGAGAUCAAGGUUGUGAAGCAUCCUGAGGAGUUCAGCAUAUUCGACGUGGUCCUGGGACUAGAGAAGCUGGACAACAAAAUGCUAAAGGGAGGAUAUAGAAGGAUGGUAGAGAGGGCUUAUGACGUCACUGUAGACGAGUUUAAUGACAGGACCGUGGUCAGGUUUACCUUGAACAGUUCAUGCUAUGCCACGAUGGCGCUGAGAGAAGUGAUCGGAAAUUCCGUACUGAAUAAAGGAAGAGUCUAA